This is a messenger RNA of Siniperca chuatsi (mandarin fish), 4679 nucleotides long. RefSeq names its product calcitonin receptor-like 2 (gene calcrl2). Gene Ontology annotation, biological process: angiogenesis; adenylate cyclase-activating G protein-coupled receptor signaling pathway; cell surface receptor signaling pathway. Gene Ontology annotation, molecular function: adrenomedullin receptor activity; calcitonin receptor activity; calcitonin gene-related peptide receptor activity. The coding region runs from base 88 to 1653 and encodes 521 amino acids. Lineage: Eukaryota; Metazoa; Chordata; Actinopteri; Centrarchiformes; Sinipercidae. The transcript is spliced from 13 exons. Gene Ontology annotation, cellular component: plasma membrane. The record is from RefSeq and is a predicted model, not a curated record.
CUUGACAGCUGUAGCUGAGUGCUCGGGGUUGGUCAGUGUUGACAAGAAGGGCAGCAUGAGACGCGUCUCUGCUCGGAUCAUGCAAGCAUGUGGAUUUUUGGAAGAAAAGACAGUUUGACAGCUCACUCAAAGAAAAGAAACAUGUGGAGGACCCUAACAUUCUCACUGAUAGUUACACUGGCAUUGGGCACAGAGGUUUCCCAGUCUGAGGAUGUGGGGUCCAUGGUUGCUGUUGAGAAGGCGAUGGAGGAACAGCAGGAGAAUUUCAGUGACAUAUCCACCGUACUAGGAAAGUCCAGACACCAGAUCCUGGCUGCUCAGUUUGAGUGCUACCUGAAGAUAAUCCAUGAUCCAUCACGUACAGAAGAAGGCACUCACUGUAACCGUACGUGGGACGGCUGGCUGUGCUGGGGGGAUUCAGCUCCGGGGACUGUCAUGCAGAUGUGUCCUGCAUACUUUCUCGACUUUGACCCUGCUGAGAAAGUUACUAAAGUGUGUAAUCCUGAUGGCCAGUGGUUCCACCACCCAGUGAGCAACAGAGUCUGGACUAACUACACCCAGUGUCAGGCCUACACCAAAGACAAACUCAAGUUUACCAUUAGUCUCUACUACCUGGCCAUGGUGGGUCAUGGCCUAUCUAUUGUCUCCCUCAUCAUCUGUCUGAUCAUCUUCUCCUACUUCAAGAGUCUUAGCUGCCAGAGAAUCUCCCUCCACAAGAAUAUGUUUCUCUCCUUCAUCUUGAACUCCAUUGUUACUAUAAUGUGGCUCUCGCUCACUAUGGUCAAUAACCAAGCCAUGAAUGCCGGCAACCCCGUGAGCUGUAAGGUCCUGGCUGUGCUUACUCAGUAUACGACUAUUUCCAACUACUUCUGGAUGCUGUGUGAAGGCAUCUACCUCCACACGCUCAUCAUAGUGGCCGUCUUUGUCGGGGAACAGCAACUCUUCUGGUACUACGUCGUGGGAUGGGGUUUUCCCGUCAUUCCUGCCAUCACGUAUGCUGUGGCUCGUGGUCUCUUCUUUAACGACAAGUGUUGGAUCAGCUCACACACACACCUGCUCUAUAUCAUUCAUGGGCCCAUUCAAGCUGCACUGCUUGUGAACUUUUUCUUUCUCCUGAACAUCGUCCGAGUCCUGAUCACCAAGCUGAAAGAGACCCACUGCGCUGAGUCCACAGCCUACAUGAAGGCGGUGAGAGCCACCCUCAUCCUCAUCCCUCUGCUGGGUGUCCAGUACAUCCUUUUCCCCUGGAGGCCAGAGGGACGCAUCAGCCGGGCCAUCUAUGAUCUCUUUAUAAAUAUCUGCUCCCAUUUCCAGGGACUCAUGGUGGCAAUUAUAUUCUGUUUCUGCAAUGCUGAGGCCCAGACAGCGCUGCAGAGGAAGUGGGCUCAGUGGAAGUCUGCCUGGGGUAAAACCGGUUGGGGAGAAACACCUAUCACCAAGAACCACUUUAACUACCACACCAACUCCUCCAUUACCGAAACCAGCCGUGCCACCAUCAACUUGGAGCAGCCUUCUGCGCCUUCUGAACAAAACAAAAAUAGCCACUUCUUGUUCAGCAUGCAGCAGAAAGCCAACGGGCAGCAGACGAACAGCCAGACAUGCCACAACGGGGAAGUGGACAUGCUCAACAAGUUGGAGACCACGGACGUCUGACUAGAGAAAACGCAGUGGUGAUGGUCGUGCCAAACAAACACACACUCACUUACAUGUAGACACAAGACUAAAAAAACAAGAGAGGUUGCAGGUGAAUUUUCAAAAUAAAGGUUAACUGAUGGGCAGUGUAUGUACAGUAUGUACAAAAUAUCUGAAAAACACUUAAAAAGCAUGUGAUGUUCAUACACACACACACACACACACACACAGAUUUUUACAGUAACAACUCCAGUUUUUGGACUCUCAUCAAAAAAUAAUUUAUAUCAUGGUGUCAUCCUGUAAUCCUAGUAUAGUAAUGUUUUUUUUGUGAACAUGUGUUCUGUUGAUGGAAUGUCCACUCGGGUAUUUCAGUUAUUUUUUCCCUAGUUUUUAUAAUGUAUUUUUUGUUAGAAUGGAGAAAGGUGCAAAUCCCAAACUUGCCAUUUUGAUAUCACAAAUGAAGAGCUUUGUUUGUGUAAUCUGUUCCCUUAUGAAGCUUCUGAGUGCUUUACCCGUGCACCACUGUGACCAAUGAAUGUCAUAGCCCACUGAUGUGAUCUAUAUGUUCUUUUAAUUGCUUUUAUCAAAGAAAGAUAAUGUAAUCGCCACUGGCCUGCAGAAAGCCAGAGGGCUUAACGUUUUGGAACAUACACUGCUUCAUUUUGUAGAGCACUUUGAACUAAUCUGCCCUAUAAAGGCAAAAUGCAAUAACUAUAAUAAUAGGGUCAAACUUGAAUUGGACUUUUUGACAUCUGUUUUACCAUAUAAAAAUGUAUAAUACUAUAUAGAAAUGUGUAUGUGUGCUCUUGUUUAGAAGCUGCCAUCAGUCUUUUUGCACUACAGUAUCUGCCACAAAAAGACAGCCAACCCAUUAGCAAGAGAGCUAUAUCAAGUUAAAGCUAGCUGGUGAAAUAACCACAGCUAUCCUUAGCUAAAGCUAAAACUAAAUUUAUUUAGUGAUUUAACUGCCAAUUAUAGAUAUUUAAUAAUUAACUGACAUCUGGUUAUUCAGUUAGAUUACUCCAUAUCACUGAAUGGCGCAGUAGUAAAAUCCAGUCAUGAUGGAGAAACAAUAAACGAUAACGUUAACCCAGCUAAGGUCGUGCUAAUGGUGCCCAGUUUAACAGAGGAGCAGUAGCCGUCAUCAGCUUCUGACUCUAGUGAAAUUCAUAUGAUUCAGUGCAGUUCAGUUACUUUUAAAUUACAUGUUUAAAUUUAUUAAAUUGCAAAUUAAUUAAUUAUAUUGGUUUCAGUACAGACAGACAGACACCUAAUAAAACAGAGAAUAGUCUACAUUUAAUGUCUAAAUGUCUAUGAUCUAUGGACUGUAAAUAAUCAAAAUAAAGCUAAAAUGGGCAAGAAAGCUAACAAGAAAGAACACAUUUUGUUGGUAGCACCUUUUCCCGCUGCAUUUUGUGAAGAUUAUACAAAAGCAGUGUUUUAGUUAUUACAGGUUCUAUUACAAUGAUUGUUUUUGUAUCAGUUACACAGUUUGACAGCCAACAUGAAAACUUUAAACGUUUUUUUCUCAACUUCACUGUUUCUAUAGUUCCUGCUCUUUGCCUUUGUAGGGCAGUAAUGUUGAAAUCAAAAGUCAUAUUUCAGUUUUGAAUGGUAAAACUAGUUCUUAAAUGUUUGGACACUGAACAGAAGAAACGCUUUAUCCCCACAUUGUUGCUGUAAAUUAGGUUUGUUAAAGUUGAUGGUCGCUAUAUAUGCUUACACAAAUCUUCAGUUUGCUAAAAUGACUAAUUUACUUUUAUGGCAAAUAAACAGACCUCAUUUUAACAUGAAAUAUACCAUGUUGAAAGGCCGUCUGACUUUCAUAGUUCAUAUACAUAACUCUACUCUACUCGACUCUCCUACUCAUGUAGUUGAGUAGGAGAUUAAAAGGGACAAUCUGUAUGUAACUAUGAAAUUUCUCCAUAGUAUAACAUCCUGGCUACAUGACAGCUAAUCAUGUACGUAGAGUAGUGUGUAGCUAAUUUUGAGCCUCAUCUGAUUCGAACUGAUUUACUUCCUUGAACUAAAUAAUGUGCUGAACAUUAUGGGUUACAUCUCUCCUUAUUCAAAUUGGGAGCAGAGCUUUGAGUACAGGAGCAUUACUGGUGCAGAAUUGUUAUUUAUUUAAUUUCCUACAACCUUUACUUUCUAUUAUGACAUGAAUUUUAUUGUAAUAUGACCAGAAAUCUUAAUCUGAUAUGAUGCUUUAAUACACAUUUAAAAUGAAUACAAAGAUGAGACAGAGCAACCCAUUUAGAAUUCCAAUUUAAAAUGUUUCUGCGUCAAAUGUAGCUUUUGCAGACAGAACAAGACUGUGCCCAGUUAGUGCAUAAAUGUUUUUUUUAUAUCUCUCCACUUCAAUCAGCAUGGGAAGGAGACAAUUUCAAAGACUUGUCUUUAUUAUAGUGUACUAUUUGUAACAUUCUGUGUCAUUAUUGUUGUGGCUGUUAAAAUUUGCUGUUUUACUAUUGGUUUGUGUUAUUGUUACAAUAUGCUUUUUUUUCACAUGCACAAAUACAAUUUACUGCCACUUCACAGAGAUAUAAUUUAGUAGUUUUUCCAUUACUCAUGUACUGUGUUGCUGUAUGUACACUGGCAGGCUACAGUACCAGCACCUUUUCAGUUUCCACUGGAAUACUGAGCAGUCAAGUCUUAUGUUUGAAAGUGAGCUAGUAGCAAAUGUAUUUUGGUGUGAUGCAUCCCCACACAACGUACUGGGAAUACAAAUGUUCCAGUGUGGAUGCAGUAUUGUACGCUGAUGUAUAGGGAAUAAAACACAAUUGUGGUAAGAAAACAGAUGAGUAUGAGAAGGCUCUGUUAAAGAGCGGUGGUUCUCAACUCAUUCUGCACAGGGCUCCCACCUGUACACUUUUGCCAAUGCUGCCCAGUAAAGAAACAGCUCUCAUGGACAUAUUUGUAAAGAAAUUUGAGAAACAUUCCAAUAAAACGUCAAAAGAAAUGUUCAUUUCAAGCAUAUUUUUGUUUUCUAUUUUUAACACUGCCAUUUAUGUGUGGAAAUAAAGUUGUUUGAACAUAAACCUGUA